UUGAUCCCCGUAGGGAAAUUACGCUGUGCAUUUAACCCAUCCUAGCUGGGUAGCUAGGAGCAGUGGGCAGCCGCCGCGCAGCACCCGGGGACCAACUCCCGUUGGUCUUGCCAUGCCUCGGUCAGGGGCACAGACAGGAGUAGGAACCCUAACAUGCAUGUCUUUCUGAUGGUGGGGGGAACCGGAGCACCCGAAGAAGACCCACCGCAGACACUGGGGGAACAUGCAAACUGCACACAGAGGACGGUUCGAACCCAGGACCUUCUUGCUUCUUUCCUCUGACCCGUUCCCACUAUUGGACAAUCUGCACAUCUCUGCCCAUGGAAUCAGAGGCGACCGACUCCCAACCGUCACAGUCGGGAACAAGCUCCAUCCAGGAGCGCACCAUUGCGGAGAACAGCCUGGUGAUCCUGCUCCAGGGGCUGCAAGGGGAAGUGACCACGGUGGACCUGAAAGACGAGAGCACGGCACGAGGGCGCGUCAUCAAUGUGGACGCCUUCAUGAACAUACGUCUUGAGAAGGUGCUGUACCGUGACUGGCAGGGCCGCCUCACACAGCUGGAGGACCUCUUCAUCACCGGCAGGAAUGUCCGCUAUGUCCACAUCCCUGACCACUUGGACAUAAUGGAGACCAUACAGACCCAGCUGGCCAAGAUCCACCGGGUACGCAACUUUGCCAGCAAAACUGGCGGCAGAAAGGAGUAUGCCAAGAAAAAGACUUGAGUUUUGUUUUUCUUUUGUAGAAAAAAAGAAAUGCUUGUUCAGACUUGGCUGGGAUCAUUCCUAAAGACAUUUAAAACACAUUUACACACCCUUACUUUUCUAGUUUCAUUGAUGAAAUUGCAAUCAUUCUGGACUCUUCUUGUUGAAGUCUGUCAUGUACACAAGCAUCACACCAGAUGAAUAUGUUGUUGAUUUGGCAGCCUUGUACGUUAUUGUGUUUUAAUUACAGUCUGCAUUUGGCUACAGAUGAACAUUUUUUGUCCUUUUGUCCUAACACAAGAAUUGUUUUGUAAAGAAUGUGUCGGUGCUGUAAAUAAAGGCACUUGUA
Molecule: messenger RNA, 1050 nt
Organism: Lampris incognitus (smalleye Pacific opah)
Lineage: Eukaryota; Metazoa; Chordata; Actinopteri; Lampriformes; Lampridae
Gene: lsm10
Product: LSM10, U7 small nuclear RNA associated
Exons: 2
Coding region: 321-722 (133 amino acids)
Biological process (GO): mRNA 3'-end processing by stem-loop binding and cleavage
Cellular component (GO): nuclear body; cytoplasmic U snRNP body
Molecular function (GO): U7 snRNA binding; histone pre-mRNA DCP binding
Source: RefSeq, a predicted model, not a curated record